AUGACCAAUUGGUCUAUUAUCUUCACCAAAAAUAAUAUGGCAGCUGGUACGGUCAGAACAACAGCAACAUCACCAGUAGCAUCACCAGCAUCACCAGUAACAUCACCAACAACAUCACCAAUAACAUCACCAGUAACAUCACCAACAACAGCAACAGGUUUUGGUGGUCUUCCUCUCUUCUCUCCAGGAGUUGACGAGGAUGCGGGUGGUCAAUUUAAACCAAAGUGUGGAUGUAAGAGGUAA
Molecule: messenger RNA, 243 nt
Organism: Cavenderia fasciculata
Lineage: Eukaryota; Evosea; Eumycetozoa; Acytosteliales; Cavenderiaceae
Exons: 2
Coding region: 1-243 (80 amino acids)
Source: RefSeq, a predicted model, not a curated record